CCAAGCUCAACUGGAUUGUUUGGACGCGCAUAUAUAUAGCGUUUAAAGUUGCAUGUUUCACUUAGUUCUACAUAAGUUUAAAAAUAAUAAUAAACAAAGAAAAAAGAAAAAGGCCACAAUGGCUAGGAUAAGGUAAGCACUUGAAGAAGCUGAGCAUGUUAUAGCAAGGAAGCGCCUGCUUUUGCAAAUCUUUUCAAGUAAGCUUGUUGGUGAAAUGGACGGUGGAGAUCAACGACGCAGAAGGUGGUCAAACAUUAAACAGCGUUUAAAAUUGAAGUCCAUGGGCUGCUGUGGGCCCAUGUGGAGCACUGCCAUUCCUCCUCCUCCUCCUCCUCCUCCUCCUUCAACGCUUCAAGAAGAACAAGAAGAGGAAGAAGACCAUCAACUUAUUAUUCAAACUGAAACCGCACCAGUGCUCAUCAAUGUGGGUCCCACUUCAUCCGCUCCUCUGCCAGUCCCAGGUAUGAACCUUGCAACGGCAUUAGCGGCCGAGCGCAAUUCACGGGUGGGAAAGGCGUGUGGUCCCACAUCAUCUGGGGCUGGCCGCGUAAAGUCUUUGAUGAGACUUAUCGAAGAGACGGACGGUCCACGAUUGAAUAAAAGGAGGAAGAGAGACGAGGGACGCGACGAUACUGAUUGGAUGUGCUGCGUCUGCAUGGAAAGAAGUAAAGGUGCGGCUUUUAUUCCCUGCGGCCACACGUUUUGUAGGGUCUGCUCCAGGGAAUUGUGGGUCAACCGCGGCUCCUGUCCUAUCUGCAUCCGUUCGAUCAUCGAGAUCCUUGAUAUCUAUUAAGAUCUAUGUUUCAUCUUAACGCGGCUCCAGGGAUUUUUUCUUUUAUCAUUAUAUCACGUGGUUUUGGCUUGCUCUCAGUCUUUGCUAAUGACAAAUUGACACCGCACGUACUAUAUUCUUCAUAUUUUAGUGCGAAUUUGGCAAAUUUUUAAUAGGAGUAAAUUAAAAUGCACGGUAUAUAAAAAAGGGCAAAAAAAAAUAAUCUUAAAUUUAGUGGAAAAGUAGCAAAUUGUCUUUGUUGUUCUUUCUUUUCUGUAUAUGCGGUAAUAAUAUAUUUUUUGAUAAAUAUUA
This is a messenger RNA of Ziziphus jujuba (common jujube), 1084 nucleotides long. RefSeq lists its product as uncharacterized. Lineage: Eukaryota; Viridiplantae; Streptophyta; Magnoliopsida; Rosales; Rhamnaceae. The record is from RefSeq and is a predicted model, not a curated record. Bases 215 to 793 code for a protein of 192 amino acids. The transcript has 2 exons.